CCUCCCGCCCUCCGCCGCUCCAUGUGUUAUGCUCACGCUUUCUGCUCAGCUCACUCCCUUGGGGCUGGGGGGCCGGCGUGUUGGCUUCUUCAUGUUACACCUACCGGCUGGGGAGGAAAAAAGGGAGGUACGUCAGGAGCCGAGAAGCAGCAGUGGGCGCGUCGACCGCCCCUGAUUAAUUUGGUACCGGUGAACAAUCCAUAACUUGCAAGCAGGAGCAGUUGGGGGCGGGGAGGAGGCAUAAAACGCGAAGGCGGCGGAGGAAGGCUGUAGGGUUUAUUUUGUUGAGUAGAAAAUCCACGCUUGCAUCUUGGAGUCCGGCGGAGCCCGAGGAAAUCCGCUGGCUCCGGAGGAAUGGCGAAGCGAGAACACGUGAACUAAACGGAGAGCUCUUCUUGACAUCCAGUCACGGCGGCGGUCUUUCCUGUCAGAGGCGAGAUGAUUCCUCCGGGCAACGCGACUGAAGUCACCCUUGAGAGGGUGGAGAAGGAGAACGACGGUCAGCCCCCCUCUCCUGCCUCCACCACCAGCCAGGAAUCAAAGCUCCAGAAAUUGAAACGAUCGCUUUCUUUCAAGACCAAAAGUUUGCGGAGUAAAAGCGCAGACAACUUUUUUCAACGGACAAAUAGUGACAUGAAGUUGCAAGUAGAUUUGCUAUCGGAAAUCAGCUCUAGAACGGGACAGCUCCCUAAUUCUGAAAGUCGAAACUCCACUCCAACCAAAACCCACCUCCAACCAGAAGACAAGACUCAUAUUUUCCAGGAACACAUCUUCAAAAAACCCACUUUUUGUGACAUCUGCAACCAUAUGAUCGUUGGGACAAAUGCUAAACAUGGAUUACGCUGUAAGGCAUGCAAGCUGAGCAUUCACCACAAAUGUGCAGAGAGCACUGGACAGCAACAGUGUAUGGGCAAACUGCCCAAAGGUUUUCGCCGUUAUUACAGCUCUCCCCUCCUCAUUCAUGAACAGUUUGGCUGCAUCAAGGAAGUGAUGCCAAUUGCCUGUGGCAAUAAAGUUGACCCUGUGUAUGAAACCCUUCGCUUUGGAACUUCCUUGGCCCAGAAAACCAAGAAAGGCAGUACUGGGAGUAGCUCGGACUCACCAAAAAGGAAUUCUACAUCAGAUUUGGCAGAAGUUCCUGAGGAAAGAGGCAGUCCGGGAAAUAUGUUUGACAUAAACAGACAACGCAGCAAUAGUGUAUUUACAUACUCAGUAAAUGGUACGUCAGACUUUGGAGAAGAACCAAAGAAAAUAAACUCGGUACUACAGGGAUCUCUUAAUAAAGAUACGGUACAGAUGAAUACCUAUGUUGCCUUGUACAAAUUUGUACCACAAGAGCAUGAAGAUUUAGAAAUGAGGCCAGGAGAUAGAGUUACACUACUAGAAGAUUCAAAUGAAGAUUGGUGGAAGGGGAAAAUAGAAGACCGAAUUGGUUUUUUUCCUGCUAAUUUCGUUCAAAGAUUACAAGAUGAAAAAGUUUUCAAAUGUAUCAGAACAUUCAUUGGAUGCAAGGAACAAGGACAGAUAACCCUAAAAGAGAACCAUAUCUGUAUAACUUCAGAAAAGGAACACGACGGGUUUAUCAAAGUAUGCAGUGGGAAGAAAAAGGGCCUUGUCCCAGUAGAUGUCUUGGAAAACAUCUGAGACUUGCCUGCUCAGCAACUGCAAUAGGGAAGCUUUGCCAGCAAGACAGUCUGCUUCAUUUUGCACUGUGUCUACCCAAACAAGCUGUCCUGAGGAUGACCAGGGAAAUCACAGAACAAUUUCAAAGAUCAACUGUUAUCAAGCACUUAAGCGGUUUUGAAGCAACAAACAGUAGUUGAUCAAUAACAAACUGUAUUAUUAGAGAAAGAACCAAAUAAAGGUGGUGUGAGUCUUAAGGGAGGGGUGGGCUGUUUUUCUAAAAAAACAAGAAAAAAAUUAAACUGGAUUUCUUUUUUCCUGAGCAAGGCUGCUAACUGUUACCCCUUUGGCAACAGGCAACUGAUCUGUAAGAUUAAGUUUUUAUCUUGUUCAGAUGUCUUGAGAAAACUGUUAGAAACCUUUAGUUGAUGUUGUUUGAAGUG
This is a messenger RNA of Candoia aspera, 2066 nucleotides long. RefSeq names its product SH3 and cysteine rich domain (gene STAC). Gene Ontology annotation, biological process: positive regulation of voltage-gated calcium channel activity; positive regulation of protein localization to plasma membrane; skeletal muscle contraction. Gene Ontology annotation, cellular component: extrinsic component of cytoplasmic side of plasma membrane. The coding region runs from base 439 to 1644 and encodes 401 amino acids. The record is from RefSeq and is a predicted model, not a curated record. Gene Ontology annotation, molecular function: transmembrane transporter binding. NCBI's taxonomy places the organism in Eukaryota, Metazoa, Chordata, Lepidosauria, Squamata, Candoiidae. The transcript is spliced from 11 exons.